UAGCUCCUAGGUUUAUUCGGAUACUCAAACCCCUCCACCACGUUAAGGUUGCGAUUCAAGGAGGGAUUUUUUUUAUAUUGAUAUUAAAACAUAAAGUUUCACAGUUAAGAAACUGUUCAAUUCACAUCGUGCAGGACUUAAUCUCAAAGCAGCAGACGACUGGUGUUUCCAUGACCCUGACCUUAUGACGAGAAUUAAUAUGCAAAUGAGUGAUGAGGACAGAAAAAGGAUAAGUAAGCUGCACCAGGAAGACCUGGGGUCAGUACAGCACUGUCUUCUAUAGGACCCAAACAUGGAGGCUCUGGAGGAGGGCGACUUCUGCUUUCCUCACAUCAACAACUCCUGCAGGUGGUUAAAACGUCCUGAAGUGGAGACCACGCUAAUUUACAUUGUGCUGUCCAUCAUCAUUCUGCUGACUGUGGUUCUAAACCUGCUGGUCAUCAUCUCCAUCUCCCACUUCAGACAGCUCCAGACCACCACCAACCUCCUCCUGCUGUGUAUGGCUGUCGCUGACUUCCUGGUGGGUCUCCUGCAGAUGCCACUUCUGCUUCUCCACAACCAGGGCUGUUGGCUCCUGGGCGACGUUAUGUGCGCUGUGCAUUACUUCUUAGGAUUCGUCGUGAUCAGUGUUUCAGUGGGAAGCAUGGUUCUCAUUUCUGUCGACCGCUACAUCGCCAUCUGUGACCCAAUGUUCUACACCACCAGAGUGACUAUGGCCAGAGUUAAGUUCUGUGUCUUUAUGUGUUGGAUUUGUUCUCUUGUCCAUGCAAGUUGGAUACUGGGAGAUUUCCUGAAAAGGCCAAACAUGCAUAAUUCAUGCCAUGGAGAUUGUGUAGUCGUUGUGAAUUUUGCUGAAGGAAUAGUUGACCUAGUAGUGACCUUUCUAGGCCCUAUUUUAAUUAUUGUAAUCCUUUACUCUCGAGUAUUUGUGGUGGCUGUAUCUCAGGCUCGGGCCAUGAGAACUCACGUCGCAGCCAUCACUCUGGGUCGUCCAGAAAAGGUGAAAGCAGAGAAAUCUGAGGUAAAAGCUGCAAGAACUCUGGGUAUUGUAGUGGUCGUGUUUCUCCUCUGCUCGUCCCCGUACUAUUGUUUUGCUGUUGCAGCUGAAACCAACUUGGUGGGGGCUUCAUCUGCAGGAAUUGAGAUUUGGUUCCUCUACUGUAACUCGACUCUUAACCCUGUCAUCUAUGUCUUUUUCUACCCCUGGUUUAGAAAAACUAUUAAACACAUUGUAAGCCUUCAGAUACUGAAGCCUGGCUCUGGUAAAAUCCAGGUCUUGUAGGAAAUGAUGCAAUGAUCUGGCCAACACCGAGGCCGUUGAAAUCUCCAAUUAAAAUGUGAAAUGUGUCAAUUGUGUGAAUCGUUUUGUCACCUGAAACAAAAUGACAUAUAAAUGUGUUAAAUAUCGUUACAAAACAUGAGGCCUGCCACAAAAAUGUUGUUUCCUAUCUGAAUCAUCGACUGGAAUGUCAUCAACAGCCUGCUUUCAAGCCAACAUGUUCCGAGGUACCAAUAAGUCAAAGCUGAUCCGCUGACUUUUCUUCAUGUCGGUGAUUGAGUUUGUUAGGUAAUUCUUUGUUUUAAAUUGACAAUCUUUGUAAAAAAAAAAAAGGUGAAAUUAUAGUCAGUAUGAGCAAAUGUACUUCAUGAAGUUGAACUUUCUUAUUACUGGAGUACUUCGAGUCAAGUCAAAAUUCUGUAUUGCACAUUUAAUGCUUUCUAUGUUUAUACAUGUUAAAAAAAAAAAACCUAUAUCCUCGCUUUGUAUUGAAUAAAAUGACUUGAAUCACUUAUAUGUUACUCCUGCACUGACAGCCUACCACCACAGCCAUGUGCCGCUGCUUUUGGACUAUUGUCUAUUGUUAUUUUAUCUAAAUUAUUGUGAAGACCCUUCGUCCAUUUAUACUGUAGUACUGCAAAGCAUAGAGAAAUGACAUUUCCUGUAUGUCCUGUACAUACAGCCAAGUUGACAAAUAAAAACA
Molecule: messenger RNA, 1982 nt
Organism: Cynoglossus semilaevis (tongue sole)
Lineage: Eukaryota; Metazoa; Chordata; Actinopteri; Pleuronectiformes; Cynoglossidae
Product: trace amine-associated receptor 13c-like
Exons: 2
Coding region: 293-1282 (329 amino acids)
Biological process (GO): G protein-coupled receptor signaling pathway
Cellular component (GO): membrane
Molecular function (GO): trace-amine receptor activity
Source: RefSeq, a predicted model, not a curated record